AUGACAAGCAUCGCAUUCUCCGCCAACACAGUCAAGCUCCAAUUGAACCAGGACAUUGGAAGCGCCACCUUCACUGGCACCGUUGGCAAGAACAGUGCCAACCAUGCCGGCAUCACGACCUCGCCAUUUGCAUUCAUCGUUCUUACGGAAAAUUCCGGAAGCCCCGCCAACUACUUGAUUCAACCCAACCCAACCCAACUCACCACCUACAAGACUUACACUCUCACUGGUCCAAAUGGCUCCGGAGUGGUCUUAUUCGUCGGCCCUGGUGGUAAAACUGUUGCCACCUUCAAGCAGUAA
Messenger RNA from Orbilia oligospora ATCC 24927, 300 nucleotides. RefSeq lists its product as uncharacterized. The record is from RefSeq and is a predicted model, not a curated record. Bases 1 to 300 code for a protein of 99 amino acids. NCBI's taxonomy places the organism in Eukaryota, Fungi, Ascomycota, Orbiliomycetes, Orbiliales, Orbiliaceae. The transcript is spliced from 2 exons.